GGAUUCAAGGUAUGGAACAUUGUAAUAUCAGGAACUCACUGGUAAGACCAGUGCAUGCGAGGAGCCAUCGGGCAGGUUAUUAUCAUGCUUGUGUCUAUCUGGUGAUUGGCGUUGCGGACACUGCCGCUGACCUGAAUUGCAAUAAGAAUGAAGAAGCAGUGAAGAAUGAAUUGCGCUUGCGGCCUACUGUAGUAUCAUGGCCGUCCCAGAGGAGGAAAUGUUGCAGUGGCUGACGAUCAAUGAGUCUGCGAAGACAAUGCUGAAGCGAGUGUUGGAGCGACAAAAACCUUCUCUUGCACCCUUGCCACCUCUGCAUCGUGUCAAUCUGCACGGAGGGCAUGUCUUGGAGAUGGCAGGACAGUCUGGGUCUGGAAAAUCAGAAAUUAUGUUACAGGCUGUGGUGUCAUGUAUAUUACCAAAAGAAUGGCAAGGCCUUAAAUUGGGUGGAUCCGAGAAGCCGGCAGUCUUCAUAGAUCUUGAUUGUCACUUUGACAUGCCGCGGCUAGUGAAGUUGCUGCAUCACCGUGUCCGAGAAGCUCAAGCUUAUAAGGACCUGUCUGAAAAGGCAGCUCCUGCCUGGAGUCUUGCCAUGGGAGUUGAUUCUGUAGAUGAGCUACUAUCUACAUCAUUGAAGCGUUUUUAUUUGAAACGUUGCUUCAACAGCUUCGAGUUCUUGGUUGCAUUGAAGACAAUACGACCACUGUUAAAGCAAUUGGAGAUGGAACAUGGCAGCAGUGCACAGCUCCUAUUGAUUGACAGCAUCGGUGCCUUCUAUUGGCUCGAUCGGGCAGUUCGUUCAGUACCCACCGACGCUGGCAGGAAAGCUCUUAGUCUUCACACUGUUUCGGAAGCAGUUGUUCGUGAACUCGGCCAACUAGUUCGAACGUAUCCGAGUUUGCUGAUAAUGGCUACCAAGACCAUUAUUCAUCAUGAGCCAGGAAAAGAAUACUCGGCUCAGAUGGGAAGUAGUAAUCAGAAUAUUGAUAGGAAUCAAGCUGAGGGAAACUUCUCGGGUACAGGAAGCGCGGUUAAUUUCCAUAGGAAACAAGGAAAUUUUCAUCGAGAAUACAUGCCUGCAGCAUGGCAGGGGUUUGUUACUCAUCGCUUGCUGCUCCAGGGGCCGUAUCGUUCAGGAAGCAACGACGUUUAUUUCACAGCGAAGUGGGAUAUACCUCCCUCUAAUUUUGUGGAUCGCUUCGUCAUACAGAAUGAGGGCAUCAAGCUGGCGAAUAGCAGGUCUAUGUAACACGAGCGCCAGACGUUUCUUAUUCUUUCAAAUGCCAAGGCGGGAUAAGGAAAGCGAUCUUAGUAGGUAGCCCGUUGCCAGAAGUCACCCUGGCUGCUCUGAGGCAAACAUCUAUAACUCUGAACCCGGGCAAACUGCUCUAUAGAGGUCACACCUUCAUGUGCCCUUUGUAUGAGCUGCCGUGCCGCGUUUCUUUUUGUGAGAAGAAGUGCCAGCGUCGAACUGCCAGUUGCAGGUCAUCCGGUCGGAGAGCAUGGUAGACACUGCGACUUCUUGUCCUGUUGGAGAGCAGCGGCAGGAGAGAUACUGGAAAGAAGGAGAGAUCGUAAGAGACACACUCAUUUGAGUUCUUUUCGGUGGCACAGGGACUCAUUGGGAUUCUUCUUGUUUCAAAUUGCAUCUAUUUUGGAUUGCGAUUGUCUCGAAGCAAGCAGAUUAGAUCUUGUCCUUGUUUUGGAUCACAGUGGAAAGCAGCUCACUGCAGGUUUAUUAGCUCAAGAAAAUAGAGCUCCUGACACCCCCCCGCAACAGUUGGACGGAGUAAUAUGUGCUCGUGAAGUGGGAGAAGCUAAGCUGGAAAGUUCUUCUGAAUGAGCCCGCUUCGAUGAAGUGUUCUUUAUCCUGCGAGUGUCUUUGAUGAAAAUCUUAAUUGCACAGACCAGGAAGGAAAAAUUGAAUGGCGGGGCAGGUUAUUGAUUGUGAACGGAUGCGUGCCUUGUUUUCAGUCGCACUAUCUCUGAUUUAUUGGUACAACGGGCAGUACCUUUGACAAGAUUAAGU
Molecule: messenger RNA, 2026 nt
Organism: Marchantia polymorpha subsp. ruderalis
Lineage: Eukaryota; Viridiplantae; Streptophyta; Marchantiopsida; Marchantiales; Marchantiaceae
Source: the annotation of a GenBank genome assembly